Messenger RNA from Prunus armeniaca (apricot), 513 nucleotides. The record is from the annotation of a GenBank genome assembly. NCBI's taxonomy places the organism in Eukaryota, Viridiplantae, Streptophyta, Magnoliopsida, Rosales, Rosaceae.
AUGAAAGCUCUUAUUCCUAAGAUUGCUUCACAGACACAAGUUACUGAAUUCCGUCCUAUUGAUCUCUGUAAUGCGCUCUAUAAGAUUAUCUCCAAGACAGUUGCCAAUAGAUUGAAGAAGGCCUUGCCCCAUGUGAUCUCAAAGUUUCAGACGGCUGGAAAAGCAGGACGGGGAAAGCUUGUGUUGAAACUGGAUAUGGCAAAAGCUUAUGAUCGUGUCGAAUGGACCUUUCUAAACCGCACGACGCAUACUAUGGAAUUUCCUGCUCGUUUUGUCAAUUUUAUUAUGGGACGUAUUACCACAGCUUCUUACUCGGUGUUACUUCAAGGGCAACCUUUUGGGAAGCUUAUCCUAUCCAAGGGUUUGAGCCAAAGGGAUCCAAUUUCACCCUACUUAUUCUUAUCGUGGCUGAGGGAUUCUCUGCUGUUCUCCACCAAGCUGAAGCCUACUCAAGUUGAUAAGUUAAAGCGUAUAUUCCGCAUCUAUGAGGAUGCUUUCGAGUCAACAGAUUAA